Molecule: messenger RNA, 3230 nt
Organism: Pelagomonas calceolata
Lineage: Eukaryota; Pelagophyceae; Pelagomonadales; Pelagomonadaceae
Source: the annotation of a GenBank genome assembly
GAUUUUUUAGACACAUCAGCCGCAAAAAGAGCUGCCAAAACGCGCUCCGAGCGGAGCUAGACGGCUUCCAACAGCGUUCAGGAGUGUAAGUGACACUCUGUCGACGCCACCACCGCGCCGAAAGAACUCUGCGCGCCUCGCGAACACGCACUGCUCCGAGCUCAGUGACCCAAGACAAAGAUGCUCUUCGUACAGAGAGCCCGCCACGCCGCCGCGGCGCUGGCGAAGACGCCGGUGCACGCGCGCACCCUCGCCAGCCUGCCGGACCAGGGCCCCGAGGUGGUCUCGGGCCUCCAGCCGUCCAAGGUCGACGCCGCGAACAAGCUCGGCUUCAAGGAGGACGAGGGCAUCGUCGCCUUCGGCGCCGGCGCCGUGAACAACACGCUCCUCGCGCUCAUGUCCCAGGUCUCCUCGAACCUCUCGUUGGUGAGCCGCUACGCCGACGACAUCGAAAAGGACGGCGUGACGCUCCAUCACAGAGGAGACGAGUACGUCGUGCCCGCCGGCGACAUCAAGCUGCCCCAGACGAGCGUCAUCAAGGAAUUGGGGGAGAAGAUCGCGAGCCCGCGCAUCGUCUUGAAUGGAAGACAGCUCGGCGGCGACUACGAUGAGAUCUUCGACAGCAUGGGCCCGGCCACGGAGUUCGUCGUCACGGCGCAGAACGGCCCGUCGGCGCGCAUGCUCGCCGACGCGGCCCAGAAGUACGUGGAGCGCCACCCGGAGAAGAAGGCCAUCCUCGAGAACGUCGUCGGUCUCGUUUCGGCGUCCUUUCUGUCGUCGACGCCUUCCGGUCGUCGCCGCGACGGCGUCGAGACGCCGUCGACGCGACGUCGUCGCCUCGACAGAGCUGGACGCUCAUGACGCCGUCGAACGAGAGACACGAAUAAACGCAGGCAUCGACGCCGCCAUGUUCGUCAAGAUGUCGGCGACGGACACGCGCGCCGCGACGGUGCUCCAGCCCGGCGCGAAGUGGGUGUUUGGAGCCUACGAGUUGCUGGGGGGCGGCGGCGUCGCCCUGAACCAGGAGGUCUCUCCCAAGACGCUCGAGAAGGCCCAGAACUUCACGGAGUGGUUUAAAUUACUAGACGCGACGGACGCCGGCGCCGAGGACACGCACGUGACUUUACGGCCGGAGGCCGUGUCGGGCAAGCUCGCGAAGACGGCGAACAACAUUGGCGGCAACUACGGCGCGGCCAUCGUCACGAAGGUCGUGCAGCACCACGCGGAGUUGAAUGGGAAGACGUUGGAGGGGCCCCUGCCGUACGGCGUCCUCCACCCGGAUUUUGAUGUUGAGGGGGCUUUUGGGGAACUGGUAGGACAGGACCGCCUGGGCGUCGUCAGGGACCAGAUCGCGGCGGCGCGCGACAUGUCGUUGAAAGCCGUCGGCGAGUACCACGACGUCCACGAGGAGCUCUUCGAGGACGUCGGCAUCAACAAAGCUAGUGUCUUGGACGCGGCGAAGCUCUACUGGACGGAGCUGGAUGAUAAUGGCAAGCGCAUCCCGUCGAACCACCCGCCCACCCAUGCUUUAGCGGUCUUCGAGCGGCGCCCGUCGGAGCCGCUCCUCGAGGACGUGAUUGAUGCGGUGGGCGUCUGCCAGACGCCGGAGAUGCGCGCUUUGCUGGAGGCCUUCCGCCGCGUCGAGGGCGACAACGAGCCGCUCUCGAACGACUUCAAGUGGAACGAGGAACGGUCCUGGCUCGAGACGCCGGAGGUCGACACCAUCAAGACGAACGUGGAGGCGGCCUACGACCCCGUCCAGCUCGUGAAGAUCCAGGCGCACCACUUCCAGAAGCCCGUCAUCCCCGACACGUUCGUGACGGGUUUACGCGACAUGGGCGAGCACGCCAUGUCCUUCCAGGAAAGGUUAGGAGAGUACAAGGCCUUCUACGAGAAUUUGCAAGUUACGUCUGGUCUACCCGGCGCGUCCUCCUCUUCACCAGUACCGCCGCCGCCGUUCUACAACCUGACGAUCGGCGGCGUUUAUAGAGAUACGCCGGACCGCACGGAGUUCAAGAAUGUUAGUAGGGGCUACGUCACGCACGCGACGCCGAAAGAUAAACAGAUAGUGGCGGACAUUUUUCAGAGACUAGGUGUCGACGUCCAGCCGCGGCAGGUCGCCAUCUCCGCGCUACGCUCGAAAGUAUUGCUCCAGCACCUCCUCUCUUUAUUCAAGCCGGGCAAGGUCGUCUGCCACGUGCCGACGUACGCCUCCACGAUCGACGCGGCGCGGAACACGUCGCAGCACGAGAUCGUCGAGGUGCAGCCGGGAGGGCGCUUCAAGGCCCUCUUCGAGGCGACGCGCAAGGCCUCGGCCGAGGCUUUACCAGAUGAGCCUGUGGUGCUAUUGCUGUUGGAGCCGCACAACCCGACGGCGAUCACGAUGAACGAAGAGGAGGUCGAGGAGUUCCACGCCGUGGUCCGGGACUGCCCCAACGUGUCCGUGAUCCACGAUAUUGCGUAUCAGGGCUACCAGCCGCAGCAGCAGGACUCGGGGAAGCGGUACCGCGACGACGGCAUGCCGCACAAGAAUCAAAUUUAUGUGGCUGUGUUGAGUACGUCGAAGUCGAUGUACGCGUCGGGCCAGCCGGCGCUGUACAUGGCCGACAAGGAUUCGUUGCCCUUCCUCGUGGACCACUACCAGCGGGUCGCGACGGGGCCUACCAGUGUCUUUGUGCACGACCUGCCCUACUACCGCGACACCUUAGAUGACGCCUACAUGCCGAGCGUGUGGGAGAAGCUCCAGAAGCCCAUGCUGGCCUUCGUGGAUGAACACAAGGCGCGGUGGGGCUGCGACUAUUUGGCGCGGCCGGACGGCCCGCCGUUCAUCACGUUGGAUGUGCGCGAUAAAUUGGAAAAGCUCGGCCUAUCCAAUAAAGGGUUCCGCGAACUCAGCCUUCGGCUGGGCUGCCCCGUGCUCGUUGACACGGGCGUGCUGCGCAUCGCGCUGACGGGCUUCGACAAGUCGAAGCACGACGAGGUGCUCCCGAAGAUCCUCGAGCGCCUCGACUUCAUCAUGUCGCUGGGGCCCGACGACGAGAUCGUCACGACCUUCAAGCAGUACAACCCGUUCUACGCGAGCACGGGCAAGUCCUCCAAGACCGUGAUGGGCUAGCCUGUUUCCCCCCUUGACCCUCCCCCCCGCACGGGUCUGUCUGUCCAUAUAAUUAUAACCAAAUGAAGAACACUACUUGGGGCGCGUCGAUAGACGUACUCUUCGCUCGAAACGG